GUUAUUAGCAAAACUUCAUGUUUAUCUUAAGGUGUUAUAACAGUACGGGUUUUCUUCUAACGUGAAGGUUUAGGUUACACAGCAAGUAGCCUGACGACUUUUACCGGCUGACGUGACCUUUGCCCUCAAGGAGUUAGGCAAAAUGGCGGACCCAAAGUAUGCAGAUCUGCCCGGAAUCGACUACCAGCCUGAUGUGUAUGAGACCAGUGAUCUUCCUGAAGAUGACCAGGCAACGUAUGUUGUGGAGGAACUGAACAGUGAUGCUGUGAGCAGUCUUCCAGUCAACCCAAACUCUGCGUACGAAAAGUUUAAAGGAAAAGUUGUCUCCUCCAAAAGUCUUGAUUUCUCUGAUCGCAUCAGCGGGUCCCGCAGGACUGGCUACGAGACACGCACUGAAUAUGAAAUCCUGGGAGAAGGUGAGGGAGUGGAGACUCCUCAGCAGAAGUUCCAGCGUCUUCAGUGUGAGAUGAAGGAACUUGUGGAAGAUGUGGAAAAUCUUAAGACUGCCAUGAAGGACACGAGUGAGACGGACCAGCUGAACCCUGUGCAGGUGUCCCAGCAGGUGCAGGUGCUGCAGAAACAGCUGUACGAGCUGCACCUGGAGCAGGUGCUGGGGCAGGAGGCAGCUGCUGAUAUCACUGAUCCUCACAACGCUCUGCCAAAGAAGGUGAUCACACAACUGGAUGCCAUAAAGAGUGGAAGUGCCAUGACCAAGACCCCCACUAAGAAGGGCCUGUUCUCCCGAGCUGCCCCAGCCGGCUCCACAGACCAGCAGGUCACAUACGAGCUGUACUACAGACCAGAGCAGGCCAAACUACAGGAGAAGGCGAAGCUGGGACAACUAGAAGAGAGAAUACAGCGGUUGGAGGCAGCUGUUGGACACAGCCCUGAGAAAGUGUCUGCCCUGACCAGAGAUGCCUCCUCCAAGAGCCUGCUGGGUGCGGUGGCGAGCCUGGAGGCCAGGACCACCAUGUUGGACCCCAUCCAGCUGGACCACAUCGAGGCCAGGAUGCAGGGGGUUCUCCAGAAACUGGCCGAGCUCAACAAACAGAGGGCAGCUGUGGAGGAUGCUGACAAACAGAGCAAGAUCUCUGAGCUGUAUGACCUGAUGAAGAAGUGGGAGAGUAUGGCCAACAGCCUUCCUCAGGUGGUGGAGAGGAUGGCAGCUCUUAGUGAACUACAUGAGCAAGCCAUGCAGUUUAGCCAGGCCCUGAGCCAACUGGACACCACACAGCAGCAGCUGUCCACUACUCUCAAGUCCAACACCACUAUGGUCAAGGAGCUUCAAGACAAUUUUGCUACCAACAUGGCGACCAUAGAAUCCAACUGUAAGGCCCUUGAUGCACGACUGAAGACUGUAAAUAAGUAACCAUGUAACUGUACUGCAGUUUACCUUGUCAACAGUUUUAAGUUUUCAGGCUUUGCUAGAUGUUCCCAACUCUCCAUAAAUGGGCUCUUUUCACAUUUGUAUAAUACUGCAUUAUUCUCUUACAAUGUCUAUUCUUGGAUUAUAUUCGCAAGGAUUUUUUGACACUAGCACUUAUCAUUAACUCUGGCAUGCUCAUGAUUGUCAUCAGUCCAUGUAGUUCCUGCUAUUGUUGACAAAGCUAUUGUAUUGAAGCUGUAUUCUGUAAUGUGCAAGGCUUAAUCGAGGAAACGUCAAUACAAAAAUUAAUUGGCAGUAAAGAGUAAUACUGGUAUGA
This is a messenger RNA of Branchiostoma floridae (Florida lancelet), 1703 nucleotides long. Its product is annotated as dynactin subunit 2-A-like. The transcript has 12 exons. Lineage: Eukaryota; Metazoa; Chordata; Leptocardii; Amphioxiformes; Branchiostomatidae. Gene Ontology annotation, biological process: mitotic spindle organization. Bases 143 to 1369 code for a protein of 408 amino acids. The record is from RefSeq and is a predicted model, not a curated record. Gene Ontology annotation, cellular component: cytoplasm; centrosome; dynactin complex.